This is a messenger RNA of Dibothriocephalus latus, 429 nucleotides long. The record is from the annotation of a GenBank genome assembly. NCBI's taxonomy places the organism in Eukaryota, Metazoa, Platyhelminthes, Cestoda, Diphyllobothriidea, Diphyllobothriidae.
UUGUUUGCGUUUCUCUCUGUCUCUCUUCUUCUCUCAGUGUCGUUUGCAGACGUGGUUGCCGCCAGUAAUGCACCUCGCGACCGAUUCACCAUCUACAAUGAAGCCGUUCUUGCCAUCUAUUCCUACUCAUGGUUCCAUUUCACCUUCUGUCUCUCUAGUCUUUACAUGAUGACUCAACUCACGAACUGGUACAAUCCCGAACUCUCAAACAUUCACACCGUCCUCGAGUCCUGGGCAAACAUGUGGAUGAAGUUGCUGUCAGCCUGGCUUGCCCUCCUCCUCUACGCGUGGACCAUCUGUUGCAUGCGUUUUUGCAUCGGUCGCAAUCUCAUUCAGACCCCGUUGGCUCCGACUGUUCACUGGUCGUCGGAGGCUGAGACUGUAGCUGUGGAAAAUGUUGGUGGCGGUGAUCAGCCACCGGCGGUGUGA